CCUGAACUCUACAACAUACGCUGGGAUUCUGCAACCACUUACUGCCACUCAUCUUUUCCUAAUUAAUACUUAGCUUUCUCAUAAGGCUAUGGAAGCAAACUGUUCAAACAUGACACCCUUGAGCUCAGAUUCUGCAGAGAAGGAAAACACUGUAUGCAUUUUCGGAACAGGAGAUUAUGGACGAUCUCUUGGAUUUAAAAUGCUUCAGAGUGGCUUUUCGGUAAUAUAUGGAAGUCGAAAUCCCAGUUCUGCGAGUUUGCUGCCUAAAGGAGCGGAAGUAUUAAGCCACAGUGAAGCGGCAAGGAAAAGUCAGAUCAUCUUCGUGGCAGUUCAGAGAGACCAUUAUAGUUUUGUCACUAAGUUUAGUAAGGUCUUGGAAGGGAAAAUUUUAGUGGAUGUCAGCAACAAUCUCAAAAUAAACCAGUACUCGGAAUCAAAUGCAGAAUACCUUGCUCAGCUUGUGCCGGAUGCUAAGGUAGUAAAAGCAUUUAACACAGUGUCUGCCUGGGCCCUGCAGUCAGGUACAUUGGACGCCAGCAGGCAGGUUUUUGUAUGCUCUAAUGACAGCAAGGCAAAGCAUGCAGUUAUGGACAUUGUGCGUGCCCUUGGGCUUAUUCCACAUGAUCAUGGAUCUCUUGCGGCCUCUAAAGAGGUAGAAAAUUAUCCUCUGCAACUCUUCCCAACAUGGAGACUUCCCCUGUAUAUUUGCGCAGGCCUCACUGUCCUCAUAUUUCUUUAUUGUCUGAUAACUGACAUCAUCUACUCUGCUAUCACUGAAGAAAAAGAUAUAUCGUUCCGCAUUGCAAUUUCCAUCGCCAACAAGGUCUUCCCAAUAGUCUCGCUGAUACUGCUGGCUUUGGUUUAUAUUCCUGGAGUGUUUGCGGCAAUUAUUCAGUUAUACAGAGGAACCAAAUAUAAGCGUUUCCCUGACUGGCUCGAUCAAUGGAUGCUGUGCCGGAAACAGCUGGGACUGAUAGCGCUGUCUUAUGCGUUGCUGCAUGCAAUUUAUACACUUGUUAUUCCAAUUCGCUAUUAUGUCCGACACAGGAUAAACAGCAACAUCAUUACACAGAUAUUGAAAAAUGAGACCAGAACGUUUGAUAACACCCUUGCUUGGCGUACAGAUGCUUACAUUGCACUGGGAAUUCUGGGAUUCUUUUUCUAUGUCCUCUUGGGCAUAACAUCCUUACCAUCUGUAAGCAAUGCAGUCAACUGGAGAGAAUUUCGAUUUGUUCAGUCAAAACUUGGAUACCUCACCUUAGUGCUGUGCACAGGGCAUGCACUGAUUUUUGGAUGGGACAAGUUUCUCAGUUUCUCCAGAUACAGAUGGUAUCUUCCUCCGGCAUACACACUGUCCCUUGUUGUUCCUUGCACAGUGCUGGUCUUAAAGCUCAUUCUCAUCCUGCCGUGCCUGGACAGAAGAAUCACAAAAAUCCGACAAGGCUGGGAAAAGUCUUCGUCAGCUGGAAAAGAGUUUGAAAAUGGUGAUGUUCCUUUACAGACCAAAAUGUAGUAAUCCAAUUCUGCAAACAGACAAGCUGAGUGAGUGAGUGUACAGUACAAUCACAAUAAGUUGAUAUAGACUUGAUGGGGUGCUCUAUAAGAAGGUGCACCUUGUACUCAGCAGAUACAUAUUGUAGCAAAGUCUAGAAUACCUGUACAGUGUAUUAUUCUGCAUGACUAUUCUUCACAUUCAGCACAUUUACUGAGCAGUACUGUGACCCAGAAAAUAAAAUUAAUUUCCAGGCAGAGGGGUGGGGUUUUUUUUUUCGGCUCAGUUAGACUUCAGAACAGAGAUGGCCGCAUUUGCCAUUCUACACUAAUACAUUUUGUGCAUUAAAAGAAAAUUGUAAUUGUGUCUUUAUACUUUAUGAUAGCAUGCGUUUUCCAGUAUUCCUGAUUUUGGUUAUAUCAUUAUGUGCUUUCUAUUAAAGAGGUUUUCAAAA
Messenger RNA from Xenopus laevis (African clawed frog), 1946 nucleotides. RefSeq names its product STEAP4 metalloreductase, gene 2 L homeolog (gene steap4.2.L). NCBI's taxonomy places the organism in Eukaryota, Metazoa, Chordata, Amphibia, Anura, Pipidae. Gene Ontology annotation, biological process: copper ion import. Gene Ontology annotation, molecular function: cupric reductase (NADH) activity; ferric-chelate reductase (NADPH) activity. The record is from RefSeq and is marked provisional. Gene Ontology annotation, cellular component: endosome membrane; plasma membrane; endosome.